ACUUGUAUUGUCUUGGCCAUUUCCACUCUCCCCAAUUCUCCCCCUGCCAUUUCAUCCAUCUCUCCACCAUGAUAGACGUUUCCAACCAAAACCAGUUUAGUUUUGCAAAUCCAAGAGUUGAAGAUUAUCAAAGUGCGACAAAGGAUGCCUUUGAGUCCGGCAGAGAAGACGAUCACAAGAUUGUCACAUUGAUUCGAAGAGCAUCGCUCGAUUACGGUUAUUAUAAACAAGGAAAGGGCGAGCACAAGGAUGAUUUCAGCACUUCCUCGAAUCUGUUGUGGAAGAACAAAGGCUUUUCAUCAGCCGGCAGCACUCCGAUGCAGUACUAUUCGACUUUGCGAGCUCAGGAGAUUGCCAGGUACAGGCAGGAGAUGAUGGAUUUGGUGAGAGGCAUGCCGGAGUCUGCUUAUGAACUAUCAUUUAGAGACAUGGUGGAGACUCCCCGGCUAGUGAAGAAGGUGGAGGAAGCUGCACAAAGGAGACAGGAAGGGACCAAUAAUAAGGCAGACAAGGCCACAAAUAAAAGCAAGGGAACAAGAAGGCUUCCGAGAAAUGAUACCAUGAAUGGGUUGUUCCUCAAAACGUUUGUGCCAGUUUUGGGAGGAGGGAAGAUGAAGAGGUCAAGGUCUAAUUCUUCGGCAAAAGUGUCGCCAAAGUCAGAGGAAAAUGAGUUUGGUGACCAGGAGAAAAGCAACAGCAAAAGCAGCUAUGAAACAAGUAGCAGAAGCACAAGUAGAAGCAGUAGAAGGAAAAUGAUGAGCGGCUGCUAUGCUUUCUUCUUCACAAAGAAGAGCAAAUCCAAGGAGACGUCAAAAGAAUUCGUUGAGUGAAUCCUGUGUUAGAUUCAGGAAGUUUACUACUACGGUUAUCUCAUCAAAGACGAGAAGAUAACACAAAAUGGCAAUUAUAUGCUAGUGGUGUAGAACUUUGCUUGCUCAUUUCUCUUCCUGUAGAGCUUGAGAAGUUGGAAAUACAGGUGUGAUGAGAUACGUGAUGAUGUAAUCACAGGGGCUAUUGAGGAUUUCAGAAUUGCUUGCUGAAAAAAUACAUUAUGUCUUCCAGUUUUAUUGUGUUUGUUGUUCGAAAUAAAACACAGUUCAAUAAAUUUAAUAGAUGCAUCGGCAGGUUAUGCAUCAUGUGAAUUAUUUA
Messenger RNA from Zingiber officinale, 1149 nucleotides. RefSeq lists its product as uncharacterized. The record is from RefSeq and is a predicted model, not a curated record. The coding region runs from base 69 to 830 and encodes 253 amino acids. The transcript is spliced from 2 exons. NCBI's taxonomy places the organism in Eukaryota, Viridiplantae, Streptophyta, Magnoliopsida, Zingiberales, Zingiberaceae.